AUGGGCGAGUGCAGGGUGAGGGUGUCCACCGGGGAGGCCUUCGGGGCUGGUACGUGGGACAAAGUGUCUGUCAGCAUCGUGGGGACCCGGGGAGAGAGCCCGCCACUGCCCCUGGACCAUCUCGGCAGGGAGUUCGCUGCGGGCGCUGAGGAGGACUUCGAGGUGACGCUGCCCCAGGACGUGGGCCCGGUGCUGCUGCUGCUGCGCGUGCACAAGGCGCCCCCGGCGCUGCCGCGUCCUCUCGGGCCCCGGGCCCCCGACGCCUGGUUCUGCCGCUGGUUCCAGCUGGUGCCGCCGCGGGGCGCCCCCCUGGCCUUCCCCUGCUACCAGUGGCUGGAGGGCGCGGGGAGCCUGGUGCUACGGCAUGGGGCAGCCAAGGUCUCCUGGGCAGACCACCACCCCAAGCUUCAGCAGCAGCGCCAGGAGGAGCUGCGGGCCAAGCAGGAGAUAUACCGAUGGAAGACUUACAUGCCAGGCUGGCCUCAUUGCCUGGACGAGGUGACUGUGAAAGACCUGGACCUCAACAUCAGAUAUUCCAUAGCCAAGAACACCAACUUCUACCUAUGAGGUGGCUCUGCAUGAGGAUGCCUGUUUGCAGAGCUGAAAAUCAAGGGGCUGCAGGACCACAAGGGGCUCUGGAGGAGUCUGAAGGAGAAGAGAAGGAUGUUCAACUUCCGGAAGACCCCGGCAGCUGAGUACGUGUUUGAGCACUGGCAGGAGGACGCCUUCUUCGCCUCUCAGUUCCUGAAUGGCCUCAACCCUGUCCUGAUCUGCCGCUGUCGCUGCCUCCCAAAGCACUUCCCGGUCACGGAUGCCAUGGUGGCCCCAGUGCUGGGCCCUGGGACCAGUGUGCAGGCUGAGCUGGAGAGGGGCUCCCUGUUCUUGGUAGAUCAUGGCAUCCUCUCUGGCGUCCGUACCAAUGUCAUUAAUGGGAAGCCUCAGUUCUCUGCAGCACCAAUGACCUUGCUGUACCAGAGCCCAGGGGCUGGGCAUCUGCUGCCUCUUGCCAUUCAGCUCAGCCAGACCCCUGGGCCCAAUAGUCCCAUCUUCCUGCCCAGCAACGACAAGUGGGACUGGCUGCUGGCCAAGACCUGGGUGCGCAACACUGAGUUCUCUGUCCAUGAGGCCCUCACGCACCUGCUGCAUGAGCACCUGCUGCCCGAGGUCUUCGCCCUGGCUACGCUGCGCCAGCUGCCCCACUGUCACCCACUCUUCAAGCUGCUGAUCCCGCACACACGGUACACCCUGCACAUCAACACUCUCGCCCGCCAGCAGCUCAUCGCCCCUGGGCACGUAGUGGACAGGUCCACAGGCCUUGGCCCUGGAGGCUUCUCUGAGUUGAUACAGAGGAACAUGCAGCAGCUGAACUAUUCCAUCCUGUGUCUGCCCGAGGAUAUCUGAGCCCGAGGAGUUGAAGACAUCCCAGGCUACUACUACCGGGAUGAUGGGAUACAGAUCUGGGGUGCAGUGGAGCGUUUUGUCUCUGAGAUGAUCGGUAUCUACUAUCCAAGUGACGUGUCUAUCCGAGAUGACAGAGAGCUCCAGGCCUGGGUGAGAGAGAUCUUCUCUGAAGGCUUCCUAGGCCGGCAGAGCUCAGGUAUGCCUUCCUCGCUGAAGACCCGGGAAGCACUGGUGCAGUAUGUCACCAUGGUGAUAUUCACCUGCUCAGCCAAGCACUCUGCUGUCAGUGCGGGCCAGGCUUGGAUGCCCAACCUGCCACCCACCAUGCAGCUGCCACCACCCACCUCCAAAGGCCAAGCGAGGCCUGAGGGCUUCAUUGCCACCCUCCCACCAGUCAAUGCCACAUGUGAUGUCAUCAUUGCCCUCUGGGUGCUGAGCAAGGCGCCUGGAGACCAAAGGCCUCUGGGAACCUGCCCAGACGAGCACUUCACUGAGGAAGCCCCGCAGAGGAGUACUGCUGCCUUCCAGAGCCGCCGGGCCCAGAUCUCGAGGGACAUCCGGGAGCGGAACUGGGGCCUGGUGCUGCCCUACACCUACCUAGACCCUCCCCUCAUCGAGAACAGCGUCUCCAUCUAA
Molecule: messenger RNA, 2037 nt
Organism: Cynocephalus volans (Philippine flying lemur)
Lineage: Eukaryota; Metazoa; Chordata; Mammalia; Dermoptera; Cynocephalidae
Product: polyunsaturated fatty acid lipoxygenase ALOX15B-like
Biological process (GO): lipid oxidation; linoleic acid metabolic process; hepoxilin biosynthetic process
Molecular function (GO): iron ion binding; arachidonate 15-lipoxygenase activity; protein binding
Source: RefSeq, a predicted model, not a curated record